CGCCGUUCCUCAUCGUCAGCUAAAUUAUUCCUCACCGUUGACAACACUCCAAACGAUGUCCUCGGUGCUUCUGCGCUCAAUAGCGCGUUCGGCAAGGACGCCGUCUACCGCAUCCGCAGCGCGCAGGUCGCUUUCCACCACCGCCGUCCGUGCCCAACAAGAGAAAGUCAGGACUCCCCAUGACUAUCACACCGUUGAGGCUUUCCAGGGCAUGCAUGCCAGCGAGAUUUUACCUGAGCCUGGCACCAAGGCUGAUUCCAAGAUGAGGCACUUUACCGUCAACUUUGGUCCUCAGCAUCCUGCUGCUCACGGUGUGCUUCGUAUGAUCUUGGAGUUGAACGGAGAGGAAAUUCUACGCGCUGACCCUCACAUCGGUCUUCUCCACAGAGGGACGGAAAAACUCAUCGAGUACAAAAACUACACUCAAGCCCUUCCCUAUUUCGACCGUCUCGACUACGUCUCCAUGAUGACGAACGAACUUUCCUACUCCCUCGCUGUCGAGAAACUCCUCAACGUUCAGGUCCCCGAACGUGCCCAAUGGAUCCGAACCCUCUUUGGUGAAAUCACCCGGAUCCUCAACCACCUCAUGGCCGUCCUCACUCACGUCAUGGAUGUCGGUGGUCUCACUCCUUUCCUCUGGGGUUUCGAAGAACGUGAAAAGCUCAUGGAAUUCUACGAACGUGUCUCCGGUGCCCGUCUACACGCCGCCUACGUCCGACCCGGUGGUGUCGCCUUUGACCUCCCCCAUGGUCUCCUCGAAGAUAUCUUCAAGUGGGCUACCCAGUUCGGCAGCAGAAUAGACGAAAUUGAGGAAGUCGUUACCGGCAAUCGUAUUUGGAAGGAGCGGACGAUUGGUAUUGGUGUUGUCACUGCCCAGCAGGCGUUGGACUACAGCUUCAGCGGUGUCAUGUUGAGAGGAAGUGGCGUCCCUUGGGAUAUUCGUAAGGUGGCUCCUUAUGACAAGUACGCUGAGGUCGAGUUCGACAUCCCUGUUGGCAAGAACGGUGACUGCUACGACCGGUACCUCUGCCGUGUUCAGGAAAUGCGAGAGUCCCUCCGUAUCAUCUCCCAGUGCUUGAACAAGAUGCCCACUGGUGUUGUCAAGGUCGACGACCACAAGCUCACUCCUCCACCACGAGCAAUGAUGAAGGAGAGCAUGGAGAGCUUGAUCCACCACUUCAAGCUUUUCAGCGAGGGCUACUCCGUUCCUCCUGGCGAGACCUACACCGCCAUUGAGGCACCCAAGGGAGAGAUGGGUGUCUACCUCGUUUCUGAUGGCACCAACCGCCCCUACAGAUGUAGCAUCCGUGCACCCGGUUUCGCUCACCUUGCUGGCUCCGACUUCAUGAUGAGACAGAGCACGGCAUGUGGAGUAGCGUAG
Messenger RNA from Coprinopsis cinerea okayama7#130, 1381 nucleotides. RefSeq names its product NADH-ubiquinone oxidoreductase. Gene Ontology annotation, molecular function: quinone binding; NAD binding; NADH dehydrogenase (ubiquinone) activity. NCBI's taxonomy places the organism in Eukaryota, Fungi, Basidiomycota, Agaricomycetes, Agaricales, Psathyrellaceae. The record is from RefSeq and is a predicted model, not a curated record. Gene Ontology annotation, biological process: mitochondrial electron transport, NADH to ubiquinone. The transcript is spliced from 9 exons. The coding region runs from base 56 to 1381 and encodes 441 amino acids.